AUGCAGAAGGUUAUCCAGAGGGCUGCAACAGCCCGGAAGCAGGCGCAAAAGAAGGUUUACCGGGCCCAGCAAGCCGUCAAAGUUGUGGACCGCCAGCAGGUCCUCCGGCAACGGAAGGAUUACAACAGAGCUCUGAUCACUGGUCUGAAAGAGUCGCGGGAUGCCCGCUGGGAGGACUGGGAGAAGGGAUCUCUGGCUCCGAUGCGACAUGUCGGACCCGACGCGACUAGGUACGGUGCGGUUGACGUCUCCUUGAUGCACCCCCCCGGCCAUCCCCAAGCACCUCCGCCGGAAAGAGAUCCUGUUCGCCGAAGGAGACCGAGUCUGGGUCGGGAUAAGGGCAAGAUCAAUGAAAUUACUCAGAUCAAUGUGGAGAGUGAGACUGUCAUCAUCAAAGAUGUCAACAUGGCCGAAGUCACCGUCCCUGAAUUUGCAAAACUUUCCAUGGGAAUCUCCACCGACACCGUUGCCCAGGGCAUGCCAGUGUCCAUGAAUGAUAUUCGACAUGUCGUUGCCCUCGAGAUGGAAGACGGAACUAAAGAUCACAUCGUACAGCACGCUUACGGUGGUCCUCCGUACCUGGAGCGAUUCCACGACAGCAAGCUUCCUCGCUUUUCUCGCUACAUCGCUGGAUUGGACAUUGAAAUUCCGUGGCCUGCUGAGGAGCCACCCCAUGCCGAGGUCGCAGAGUGUGACACAAGAGGAAAUGAAGUGGCAGACGUGUCUUGGGUUCCUUCUAUGGACGAGUCGCCUUUUCCGUCCAGCGUUAUUGAUGAACUGCGCAACAAAUACUCCAGAUUCCGAACACGGCACGACCCCGAGUAUGUGAAGGAGAAGGUGAUGGAGGAAUACCGACAGGAAUACUUGAAGAGCCAGUCAUUAUUGACCCCCAAGGGUGAGAAGAAGCUGGCGACGGCCAAUGCCAGUAUGGCAUCCAAGUUGGCAAAGCUGGAUGCCAAUGGCAAUGUGGUCAUGGACAAGGAGACCAACGACUUUAUCAGCCGCUUCAUGGGGAUGAAUGCGACAAAGUCCAGCAAGUCCACCAAUUCUCAGGCUUCCGCUUGA
Messenger RNA from Penicillium pulvis, 1065 nucleotides. Its product is annotated as mitochondrial 54S ribosomal protein uL24m. The record is from RefSeq and is a predicted model, not a curated record. Bases 1 to 1065 code for a protein of 354 amino acids. NCBI's taxonomy places the organism in Eukaryota, Fungi, Ascomycota, Eurotiomycetes, Eurotiales, Aspergillaceae. Gene Ontology annotation, molecular function: RNA binding. The transcript is spliced from 3 exons.